Molecule: messenger RNA, 1900 nt
Organism: Pogona vitticeps (central bearded dragon)
Lineage: Eukaryota; Metazoa; Chordata; Lepidosauria; Squamata; Agamidae
Gene: CYP26B1
Product: cytochrome P450 family 26 subfamily B member 1
Biological process (GO): sterol metabolic process
Molecular function (GO): monooxygenase activity; iron ion binding; oxidoreductase activity, acting on paired donors, with incorporation or reduction of molecular oxygen
Source: RefSeq, a predicted model, not a curated record
CGGAGCGGAGCGGGAACGAGAGCGGGAGGAGCAGCAGCCCACGCUCGGGGCGCCUCUGGAGCCGCACAAGAUGCUCUUCCAGGGCUUCGACCUCGUCUCGGCGCUGGCCACCUUCGUCGCCUGCCUGGUGUCCGUGACCCUCCUGCUGGCCGUCUCGCAGCAGCUCUGGCAACUGCGCUGGGCGGCCACCCGGGACAAGAGCUGCCGGCUGCCCAUCCCCAAGGGCUCCAUGGGCUUCCCGCUGGUCGGCGAGACUUUCCACUGGCUCCUCCAGGGCUCCAGCUUCCAGUCCUCCCGGCGGGAGAAGUACGGGAACGUCUUCAAGACGCACCUCCUGGGGCGCCCCUUGAUCCGGGUCACCGGGGCCGAGAACGUGCGCAAGAUCCUGAUGGGCGAGCACAGCCUGGUGAGCACCGAGUGGCCGCGCAGCACCCGCAUGCUGCUGGGCCCCAACACCGUCGCCAACUCCAUCGGGGACAUCCACCGGCACAAGAGGAAGGUGUUCUCAAAAAUAUUUAGCCAUGAAGCCCUGGAGAGCUACCUUCCAAAGAUCCAGCUGGUGAUCCAGGACACGCUGAGAGCUUGGAGCAGCAACCCGGAAUCCAUUAAUGUCUAUUAUGAGGCCCAGAAGCUCACUUUCCGCAUGGCCAUCCGAGUCCUGCUGGGGUUCCGGAUUCCAGAUGAAGACCUUGGCCACCUCUUUGAGGUCUACCAACAGUUUGUGGAGAAUGUAUUCUCCUUGCCUGUGGACCUGCCUUUCAGUGGCUACCGGAAGGGGAUUCGUGCCCGAGAGGCAUUGCAGAAAGGUUUAGAAAAAGCCAUUCGGGAAAAGCUGCAAAAUAUGCAGGGCAAGGACUACUCCGAUGCUUUGGACAUCCUGAUAGAAAGUGGGAAGGAGCACGGCAAGGAACUGACCAUGCAAGAGCUGAAGGAUGGCACCCUGGAGUUGAUCUUUGCUGCCUACGCCACCACCGCCAGCGCCAGCACCUCUCUCAUCAUGCAGCUCCUGAAGCAUCCCGGCGUUCUGGAGAAGCUGCGGGAGGAGCUGAGGAGCAAAGGCAUCCUCCACAAUGGCUGCCUCUGUGAGGGGUCGCUUCAGCUCGACACCCUCAACGGUCUCCACUACUUGGACUGUGUCAUCAAGGAGGUGCUGAGGCUCUUCACACCCAUCUCCGGAGGGUACCGAACCGUCCUACAGACCUUCGAGCUGGACGGCUUCCAAAUCCCCAAGGGCUGGAGCGUCAUGUACAGCAUCCGGGAUACUCACGACACAGCUCCCGUGUUCAAGGAUGUGGAUGUUUUCGACCCCGAGCGUUUCGGGCAGGACCGCACGGAAGACAAAGACGGCCGGUUCCAUUACCUCCCUUUUGGCGGAGGGGUCCGGACUUGUCUGGGCAAACACCUCGCCAAGCUGUUCCUCAAGGCGCUGGCUAUUGAGCUGGCCAGCAUGAGCCGCUUUGAGCUGGCCACAAGGACUUUCCCUCGGAUCACUCUGGUGCCCGUCGUCCACCCGGUCGACGGACUCAAGGUCAAGUUUUUUGGGCUCGACUCGAAUCAGAAUGAAAUCUUGACAGAAACAGAAGCCAUGUUGGGUGCCACCGUGUAAGCCGGGCCCUCGGUUUUCUGCCUCUUGGUUGGGGAGGCAGAGGGGCCUGGCAUUUUGGCGCAGAAAGGAAACAGUCAAAACCCGUCCCUGGUGGAGAGGGGCCGCCUCGCCUGCCCAUACCUUUCGUCAAAACCUUACAUGAUGAACAUGCCGAAACCAGGGCGGUGGUUUUAGUGAGGGUGAAAAACCGAUUGAGGAGAUCCCCUGUUACGUUUUAUUUUCCGGAACACAAACUGGAAGGGGGUUGGUUGUCUUGACUGUAAAAACGGUAUAUAAAUGUUUAUAUUCUCUGAA